AGAAGAUUCUGUGCGUGGGGCUGGUGUGUCUCGACAUCAUCAACGUGGUGAACAAAUACCCUGAAGAAGAUACUGACAGCAGGUUAGCAUCCAGGCUAACUGUGACAGCAGGUCAGCCUGCAGGCUAAAGCUGACAGCAGAUGUCUGUCGCAGCGUUGGCAGCGGGGAGGAAAUGCUUCAAACUCAUGCACAGUGUUGUCGCUGCUCGGAGCGCCCUGCGCCUUCAUGGGCUCCCUGUCAGCUGGUCCUGUGGCCAAUUUUAUUUUGGAAGAUUUUCAGAAGUACUGCAUCGAUGUAUCUCUGCUGUCUGAGCACCCUCAGUGCUUCCUUCCAGCCUCCAUGGUCAUCAGCAACAUAAGCACAGGAAGUCGCACCAUCCUGCACAUGAACAGUUUCAUCAUGGCUGACUUCUCGCAGCGGGCCAUCGACGUGUCAGCGGUGGUUUUGCAGGUCGAAGGUCAAACUCCAUGUGCUUGUUGUGUGGUUUGUCCAUCCACUGGAACUCGAACCGUCGUUCUCUCCGAUACGAACCUUCCAGAUGUCACAGCAGAGGAUUUUUCAAAAGUUGACCUUCAUCAGUUCAAGUGGAUCCACUGGGAGGGCCGAAACGCAGAGGAGCAGGUGAAGAUGAUCCAGCAGGUAGAGCAAUAUAACAGCAUGUUGCCACAGCAACAGAAGAUCACCAUUUCCGUGGAGAUAGAGAAGACCAGAAAGCCGCUGUACCAGCUGUUUCCUCAUGGCGAUGUGGUGUUUGUCAGUAAGGACGUUGCUCGUGAUUUUGGGUUUGAGUCAGCUGAAGCUGCCCUGAAAGGACUUUACAGUCGAGUCAAACAGGGGGCCGUCCUGAUCUGUGCCUGGGCAGAAAAAGGAGCUGAUGCUUUGGGUCCUGAUGGUGUGAUCAUUCAUUCUGAUGCAUUUCCUCCUGAAAGUCUCGUUGACACGCUUGGAGCUGGGGACACCUUCAACGCCGCUGUCAUCUACACACUGUCCAAGGGUGGGAGCUUGCAAGACGCCCUAACCUUUGGCUGCAGGGUCGCUGGCAGGAAGUGUGGUUUCCAUGGUUAUGACAGCAUCAGCAAAGUCUUCGAUGACAUGCAACCACAAAGUUUGUUUUAGGGAAACCCAGUCCACAAAAGCACAUGACCACAUGAAAAACAAUGUGUAAACAUGAACAUGUGUUAACGUGAAAGUGUUUGAAGCCACGACUGAAAUUUUAUCUAAUUUUCAGUUUAAGGAAAAUCAUCAGUGUUAUAAGGGAUCUGCAUAAUUACAAUCAGUAACUGACAUUUAACAUCCAUUAGUUCAUUCAUUCACAGAUCAAUAACUGGAUUAUUGUUCAAUAAAUUAUUAACUGACUUGACAGAAGCAAAAGUUUCUUUGGAGUGUUUUUUACUUGGUGGAAUUAAAUUUCACUGAUCAAUGAUCGGGUUGAUUGUUUUUAGUGUCCUGAUAGUUUGUUUUUCAUUAAAAAAAAUCACCACUCGAUGCUCAGA
Molecule: messenger RNA, 1493 nt
Organism: Oreochromis aureus
Lineage: Eukaryota; Metazoa; Chordata; Actinopteri; Cichliformes; Cichlidae
Gene: khk
Product: ketohexokinase
Exons: 9
Coding region: 226-1116 (296 amino acids)
Biological process (GO): fructose metabolic process
Molecular function (GO): ketohexokinase activity
Source: RefSeq, a predicted model, not a curated record